Schistosoma mattheei is the source of this 8010-nucleotide messenger RNA. The record is from the annotation of a GenBank genome assembly. NCBI's taxonomy places the organism in Eukaryota, Metazoa, Platyhelminthes, Trematoda, Strigeidida, Schistosomatidae.
AUGUCAGACAAGAUUGAUAAUCUGCGUUGCUUUUCUCAACCGCUUAUUCAUUUAAAUAGAACAAACAACGUGACGCCAGUAUCACUGCCAACUCUCAGUUUAUUAAACGACAUUUCUCGAAAUAGUGUUAAUUUCGAUAAAGUUCAUCUUUCUCUUAGCGUACUAAGAUUGGACCCUGCAGACCGCGCAGUAAUAAAAAUCGCAGAUGAACGUGAUGCAAUACAAAAGAAAGCCUUCACCAACUGGGUUAAUCAACAUUUGGUUAAGCGUAAUUGUUGGGUUCAAGAUUUAUUUUUGGAUUUACGUAAUGGUUACUUACUAGUACGUUUAUUGGAGUGUUUAACGAAUGAAGUAUUGGGGCUUGAAUACAUUGAAAGUCGUGUCCAUUGGAUACAAAAUAUUCAACGUGUAUUAGAUUUUCUUCGAUAUCGUGGCACAAGAGAGCCAGUUAUACGCAUAGUGAAUAUUCGUGCAGAUGAAAUCGUCGAUGGUAAUCCCAAGUUAACAUUAGGCCUUAUUUGGAUUAUAAUUUUACAUUUUCAAUUGGCAGAAUUAAUUGAAAAUCAGACAAAAUUACAAUCGGAUCUUCGUGUUAAUUUAUCCAUGGAUAAUGCGGCUAAACAAACAUUACUUAGUUGGUGUCGAGCAGUCACAGCAAAUUAUCCAGGUGUAUAUAUAAAAGAUUUUACUGAAUCAUGGAAAGAUGGUCGUGCAUUCCUUGCCUUGAUUCAUCGUUAUAGACCGGACUUAAUUGAUUUUCGUCAAGUUGAUCGUCAAUCUGCCCAUGAAAAUCUUGAUUUAACAUUUGACUUAGCUGAACGUGAACUUGAAGUUACUCGUUUAUUCGAUUCAGAAGAUAUUGCAAAAACAACUGAUGAACGAUCGAUUAUAACUUAUGUAGCCUCAAUUUAUGAUAAACUAGUAUGUAAUUCAUCAAAACAUUCAUUAUAUCCAGUACCAAUUGUACCACCUAUGCCUUCUUUAUAUCAUCAUGAUCAAAAUUCUACUAGUAGACCAAUUGAUUCAACUUUUCAACUUCUUAGUGCUUCUAAUCAACUUUCAGAUGAAUUAAAAUCACUUUGGUCAGAUUAUCGUAUUUUAGGUAGUGAUCUAAUACAAUGGUUACGAUCAACUACUGAUCGUAUGGCUAAUCGUCAUUUUCCAUCAGAUUUAAAAUCAAUGCAAGAACGUGUUAUGGAUGAAAUACGACGACAUAGACGUGAUGAACGACCAAGAAGAGAAAGAGAACGUCAACAAUUAGUUCGUAUGUAUGAAGAAUUAAAGCCAUCUUUUGAACGUGGUUUACUACCAAUUGAUUUAUUCCUUCGAAUUGAACAAAUUCACCGAUUAUGGGAUGAAUAUGAUAUUGCUUUACAAGAACGUGAAUUGGCUGCAAGAAAUGAAACUCAUCGUUUAGAUCGUUUACAAUGGGCUGGUAAUCGAGCUCUACGUGAUUGCAUUCAAGUCCAAGCACAGUUGACUGCCUUAGAACGGCGAGUUGUUGAGUUGAAAUCUGAACUACCUGGUCAGCAUAUAUUCGAUACUAAUAAUGAAAUAAGACGUUGGUGUGAUCAACUUACGCAAAUUGAAGCUAAAAUCAAUGGAUUGUUUAAUCAGGUACAGCAUUUACGCACUGGACGAUAUAUGCAAACAGAACAAAUUUAUAGAAAUGUUUGUACAUUACACCAGAAAUUCUUAGAUCUUCAACGUUUAUAUCGAGAAUUUACAUCUUCUUCAACGGUAUUACCACCACCCAGUGUCGUCUCUAGUUCUGUUUGUUCAACAUCUAUGACCAUGUCAAAUCAAUCUACAUUCACAUCUCUUAAAAAUGGUACCAUUUUGGAAAACACUCACCUUAUGCAAGGUAAAUUAAUUAGUCCAAUCGAACAAUGCUUACAAUGGAUUAUGGAACAUUCUCACACUGUACAAACUGCAUCCUAUGGAGCAAAUCGAAAAUCCGUAGAAGAAGCUACUAGGCGUCAUGAACAAUUUCAUCGAGAAGUGUUGAACUUUAAGAACGAAAUCGAUCGAUGCAAAGCUAAUCAACAAAAGCUUCCGACACGAUCAAAAGAAGAGAAACAAGUUCUUAAUGAAUCACUUCAAAUACUUGAACAAAAUUAUCAACAAUUAAUGGAAGCUUCAUUAAAACGUCGAAAUAUGUCGAAGUCAUUAUUGGAAUUUGUAGAACGUGCCCAUAAUGAAUUAAUUUGGCUAAGGGAACAUGAAUCAUUCGAGGUGACUCGAGAUUGGACUGAAAUCUAUCAUAAUGAACUAGAUCGUAUUCGAAUUGAUUUUCAAAAACUUAUGCAUGAGAUACAUGAAAAAGAAAUUGUCUACAGUGAACUCAGUGUAUUAGGCUCAUCUAUCCAAUUGGAAAAUUAUGAUGUAACUGAUCUUGUACAGACUUAUCUAAAUGCUUUGGAACGUCAUUGGGCUUGGUUAUUACAAUUAACCUAUUGUUUUGAAGCACAUAUUGAACAGAGUGCACGAUUUCAAAGUUUUUUCAAUGAUGUUGAACAAUGUGAAUUAUUACUAACUACAUCAUUAGAAGAAUUACGUUCUCUUUAUGAAUCAACGUUAAAUGCAACAACAACUGAACAAGGUGAAACUCUUCUCAAACAAUUACAAGAACUUCAUACUCGUGUAAUUGGUCAAGAGUCAUUUAUAUUUCAAUUAGUAGACAUAAGUCAAGAAAUUAUCCCACCAAUACCAAGUCACGUGGAUGCACGAGACAGUUCAACAACUUUGAUUGGUCGACGUAUACGUGUUCUAUGCUCAUUCCAACCUAAAGAUUAUUUCUCCGAUAAUCAAUCCUAUUCCGGUGAUGUAUCAAUCGUUAAUUCCGCCAAUACAAGUCAUUUAUCGAUUGCAAACGCAAGUAUUAGUAGUAUUAUAGAGCCAACAUUUUGGCCAGUCGGCAACAAUACAGGUUAUUUUGAUAAAGGUGAUUUUUUCAUAAUAUUGGAAAAUCCAGAAAAUCAUAAGCUUCAGGUUCGUACAGCUAAUGGAUCUACACUAACUGUUCCUUUGACAUGUUUUCUGCCUUGUUGGCCUAGUAGCGAAGCAAUGGAUCGAGCUAAACGUAUUAUUACAACUUUACAACAUUUUAAAACAUGUUGGUCUGAAUUGAAUUUACGAAUACAUGGACAUUUAUUAACUGUAACAAUGUCUAAAUUUAUUGAUGGUGCACCUUUUCAGUAUAAUAUUCCACAACAAAUGGAUAUACGAAAAGUAAUUUAUCGUGAUGCUGAACGUUAUUGUUUAGAAUUGCAACUAGCUAAUGUACCAGCGACAGAAGUGGAGAAAUUUAAGCAACAUUUUCUAGAUUUUCAAAAUAGUUGCAUUGAACAGGUGAAUGGUGUUCCAACUACUGAUGACAAGACUAGUAUUUGUAAUGAAGCUUUAUUGACCAAAUCAUCAGAAAUUUAUUCAAUUAUCGAUGAACUGAGAACAGUGUUGAGUACGUUGACAGUACGUCUUAGAGAGUCGAAUUCAAUACCCUUACCAGGUAGAUCAAUAGAUAUGGAAGUUCGUAUUAAAGAUCACAAGGAAUGGUCUCAUGCUUUAGCUCGUGUUCGUGCUCAAUGUACAGGAUUAGAAGAACAUAUCAAUAAUCAGUUACAAUCACGAUCAUUGAAUGAACAAGAUACACUGUUGAGUACAAGUCUUUAUGCUCUACAUAGAGCAGCUAGUGAACUAGCACUAACUGGUCAUGAAUUUUCUUGUCGAUUAGCUGAUACUGACGCAUGGAUCGCUCGUUUAGAACAAACCGAUCAAAUACUAACGGACUGUGAAUUAUGUCUACUAGGCUGUGCAGUACGUGUACAUGGUCUAUUACAACUUGAUGAUCUGAAUAGUUCAACUGAUCCAGAUGGUCUUCGUGUUACAGUGGUGGAAAGAGCUCAUCGAGAUUUAAAGUCGGUAGCUGAGCGUCUUCCUCAAAUUCGAUCUGAUCUAGAUUUACUUAGUCAACAAUUAACUAGAUUUAUGGUUUCCAAUGAGGCAUUUAAUGAAACGCUCCAGUAUGAUACUGCUACUAACCUAUAUGAAAGUUCAAACCUGUUAAAGAUGCAUUUAUCACCUUGUACUGAUAAUCAUUAUUUAGAAUCAAAUCUUGCUUGUUCUGAACAUCGUCUAGCUGAAGCAACUAAAGAAGUUGAACAAGAACUCAAAUCAUUUGGUGAAUCACUGGUCUGUUUCUCAAACUAUCAAAAGUUAUCCAGUCAACUUAUUGUGUGGUCAAGUGAAUUCUCUUCUCGUAUGCGAUUAUUUGGUGAAAUGGCUCAGUCUUUAGGAUUAAAAUCAUCCGAUACAAAUAUGAUUACUGCACAAAACCCUAGUUUAUUAAAAGAAAUUCUUAAACAGUCUGAUGAUUUACUAACAGAUUUGCAAGUUAAUUCAGAUGUUAUGGAACAACUGAAUAAAGAAGUAGCUCAUUUAAUAUCCUCAUUAACUAAUUAUGCGCAACAUACUCAAAAUUAUCGUGAAUUAGUUGAGAGUGUGUUUCAGAAAGCUGGUGGUUCACGAGAUUAUCAAUGGUCACCAGGAUAUGGUUUAUUCGAUAUGGGUAGAGUAUUACAAACAACUGAUCAGCUGAAUGAACAAUUUAAUACACAUUCUCGUCGUAUAUAUGAUAUAGUGAAUUGUUUAAAUCGGCUUCUGCGAUCCGAAGAACCUAUCUCUAUGAAUUUAUCUGGUCCAGUUUUUGUAAAGCCUUAUCGUGAACUAUACAUAGGCAAAUGGCCAAAUGAAUUAAACAAUUGUUUAAAGGAAACUCAAUCGUCUUUUUCUCCCUUGGUAUCACGAUCAAAGUAUCAAGAAAAUGGAAAAGACCACACAUUACCAUCAAAAGUUGCAAAUAAUUCAAAAGAUAAAAACCAUUCAGAUUUAUCGUAUUUUAAUCAACUAAUCGGGGAAAAGGGACUCAAAUAUAGUGUAUAUCUUAAUGAUGUACGAAGUCAACCGGUGUGUUUACUCCCAACUGGUUGGGAAGCAGCUACAUUGACUACAAUAUCCAAAGCACGUGAAUUAUAUGGACCAAAAAUUUUCCAACUACUGGUGCAUGGAGAUGCACUACGAUGUGGAUUAAUUGAUUUAGUUGGGCAUAACUGUCAUCAAAAUCGAAGUUCACUUGCCAUUUCCUGGUCUGAAGCUAUUGAUCGUGGUUGGUUAACUGCCUAUACUAUUCAGGCUUUAAACAGAAAUAUAAAAAUUGGUGAUUAUAGUGCAUCUGUAACAGAUUUUUUGACUAGUCCUUCGCGUAACCCUGUCGAUCGUCAUAUCGACCCAAAGACUGGCGUAGUCAUGCCAUAUGGCAAAAAAAUUAUUGAUUUAUACUCAGAUGGAUUCAUAAAUGAGGCAGAUUUUCAUCAUUUAGCUUCUAUUCUAUGUAGUGGCAUGUGUGUAGAAUUUCGAGAUUGUCACUUGACAUGGUAUGAAGCCCUGAGCAUUGGUCAAGCAGAUAUAUCUUGGAAACCUUGUCUAUCUGAUUGGUUAGCUGCUGGUGCGUACAAUCCAAAUACACGACGUUUACGUGUCAGUUUACUAAAGUCUGGAAAAGUUAAUAACAAAAGUAAAGCAUCGAAUAAUUCAUUAGUGUUUACUGAAAAUGAGUUGACAAUCAGAGAUGCAAUUAAAAAUGGACUUUUGGACAAUACUGUCCCAGAAGUCAUUGUACCUGUUGAAAACCAGGUGGGUGGCUACCAUGCUACCUCUUAUCGACGUGUCAGUCUGUCUGAAGCUGUUCAAAUAGGUCUUGUUGAUGAUGUAUCUGGUUAUUGGCUCGGGUCAAGUUCAUCUUCCAGUCGAACGAAGGUUGGUGUGGAAGUGGCUCAAGCUGCUGGCUUAUUAACUAAAGCUCCUUGUCUAGCUGAAAUUGUUUUAUCUGGUCUAAUAUCUUUUACUGCUCCGAACAUGAGUGAGAAACAUCCUAGAAACAAUGUGGGUAUUCUUGAUGCCCACACUGGUCAAUACGUAUUGUUUCCAGAAGCAAUUAAACGUGGAAUGAUAGUUGGAAAUCAACCAGCCAUAAUUCUUAUGCAAUCCCAUCCCAAUCAAGUAUUGACUUUAGUCGAAGCUCUGAAUACAAACCUAAUCACGCCGUCCGGAUUUAUAAUUUUGGAAAACAAACCUAUGAAUUUGUGGGAUGCAGUUAACAAUAAUUAUAUUCGACUUAUAUAUACUAAAUCGUAUCCACCGCCUGUAGGUUUAUUACUGGGUGCUAAGGAAUCAAAUCAGACGCAUCGUCAACAUCCUAUAUUACAAGCUAUUCUUACAGGACUAAUUGAUUCAUCGAAAGAGGAGAUUAUUCUUUCUAGCACAGACCCACGUCAACAUGGGACAAGCUCUUCGCAACAACGUAUCUCUUUAAGAAAAUCAGCUAAGCAUUCAGGAUUGUGUGACUUACACUCUAUACAGUUAUUAACUCAAGGAUGUGGAUUAUUCAAUGAAGAUGGUCGUGAGCUAACUGGUUUGGAAGCACUUAACUGUGGUUGGUUAAAACCAUGUGAAGAUUUUCAAUUCGGUUCAACUAUAACAUAUGGACAAAUAACAGAUCCUAUUAUUGGGGCUCAAUUACUGUUAGGCUUAUCUAUCAAUCGUCCUUCUUUGGCUUAUUUAAUUAAUCAACGUUUUAUAACACGUUUAGCAUGGCUUGGUCCAGGUUUACAUAAUGAUAAUUUAGUAAAUAAAACACUGAAUGAUUCAUGGUUCACACAUAGCUGUCGGUCUGAUGAUAUAUUAGCUGUUAUGGAUCCAAUUAGUAGACGUAAGAUCACACAAUCAGAAGCGAUUCGCCGUCAUCUACUGGACAUGGAGACUGGUACAUUUCGAGAUCCUGUUCAUAAUCAAAUUUAUCCAAUUAGUGAAGCAAUAGAAAAAGGACAUAUUUUAGUGAAAGAAAAAUCUCUUAUGGGUAACACGUCAUCCGUACCCCACUCACUUCAUUCAGAAGUAAAUGAAUCAGUCGAAAUGGUUUCUGUCAAGGAGACUCGUCUAUAUAAGAUUUUAAAUGUUCUCGAUCCUCGUACCGGGACUCGGAUUGAUCCAAACGAAGCUGCUAAGAAAGGUCUUAUCAAUUUGGAAUCUUUCACAUACCAUGGUGUACAACCAAGUAUUCCAAUUGAAUCAGCACAACAAUUAGGUUAUAUAUCAAUUUACGGCAAUAAUUCUGAAGCCUCUCAUGAUAGUCUUAUGGUAGAUACUACAGAUAAGUUAUCAUAUACUUUAGUUCAAUUAUUUAAUAAUGGUCAACUAGUUAAACAGUCUGGAUCGAAAUGUGUUAUCAAAUUCCCAGGAUACACAGAUCCAAUGUCUUUAAAUGCAGCUAUUACAUUGGGUUUAGUUAAUGUUGAACAUUCAAUAGUGAAAGAAUUUAACACAGAAAAAUUGUAUUCAUUGGAUAAAGCUAUUUUAGUUGGUUUAAUAAAUGAUCACAAAGGUCUUUUAUCGUAUAAAAAUAAAUGGAUUCCAUUAACUGAUGCUAUAAACCGAGGUUUGAUAACUGAGAAAAAAUUACCAACAGAAAUACCGACUUUUGAAGAAGCUCUUGAGAAAGGAUUAAUUGAUCCAGCCUCAAAUACUUUUCAUCAAUCAGACAACAAUAGUAAUUCUAAUCGGUCGUAUUCUAUAAAUGUUCAUGAUGCUAUUAAACAAGGAUUAUUGAAACCUCCGGCUACUGAAACUUUUGGAAAUCUCAAUAGUUUACCAAAUAAAGGAUAUACUCAUAGUAUGGAUUCCUUAUUAGCUAUUAAAAGACGAAGUGCAAAAGAUUCCAAUUAUACUGCUGAACUACGCAAUAAUACAUUACCUCCUAUCAUACCAUCUGGCCAUUUAUUAAGUAAUGGAAACGAUUUUAUUGCUAACAGUGGUCGUACUGAAUCAAAAUUGAUCAAAUUCUUAGAUUGUCAUGGUGUUGGACGACUACGUGGUAAAUCAUCGCAUUGUAAUUUACGCUCAAAAUCUACAGUAAACGAUGGAGAUGAAUAUACUAUUCGUAAAAACCUAGAGUAA